AUGGCUUCUAUACAACGUAUCAAUAAUUUUAUCAAUGGACAAUUUGUAUCGACAGAAGAUUAUUUAAAAAGUUUUAAUCCAACUACUGAAGAAGUUAUUGCUCAUAUUGCUGAUAGUUCAGCAGAAGAUGCUGAACGAGCUGUUCAAGCUGCUCGACAAGCAUUUCCUUCAUGGAGUCUUGAAACAAUCACCAAACGAGUCUAUUAUCUUAAUCGUAUUGCUGAUUUAAUACAAGCACGUUUAGAAGAUUUUGCUCGUGCUGAAUCAUUAGAUCAAGGUAAACCAUUAUGGUUAGCACGUACUAUGGAAAUACCAAGAGCAAUUGAUAAUUUUCGAUUUUUUGCAACAGCUUUAAUGCAAAGUCGUGAAAUUUUUACUCCACAUCCUACAAUACCUAAUGUGAUAAGUUAUACAGUACGAAAUCCAAUAGGAGUUGCUGUAUUAAUUAGUCCAUGGAAUUUAUCAUUAUAUUUAUUAACAUGGAAAAUUGCACCAUGUAUUGCAUUUGGUUGUACUUGUGUAUGUAAACCUAGUGAAUUUACUUCUGUGACAGCUGGUAUGCUUGCUCAAGUUUUUAUCGAUGUAGGUAUGUAUCUAUAUUAA
Rotaria sordida is the source of this 603-nucleotide messenger RNA. Lineage: Eukaryota; Metazoa; Rotifera; Eurotatoria; Philodinida; Philodinidae. The record is from the annotation of a GenBank genome assembly.